AUGCACCGUCUGAAGGUUGCUGUAUCGGAUAUAUAUGAAUACGACCAAGAUUUUCUUAAGAACAAGCUUUACUUGGCCUGUGCUGUUGUUCGCCAGAGCCAAGGCAAGCGCAUCCUUUGUAAUACCCAAAACUCAGUUGUUGGAGCCGACAGUGGAUCACAGGCGUCCGAUACUCCACAAUCAGGAUCCAAAGCUACUUCUAAAGGUUUUAAAAUCUGCACUACAUUACUGAAGCUUCUUAUUGGGAUCUCCUUCCUUGCUCAAUGGAUGAAAGAUGCACAAGAGAUCACUGAUAGAAAUGCCGGAAGAAGUUUCCGUAUGAGAAAACUGAACAAUGGGGAAAAUGGAUCCUGCUGGCGCAAAAGGUGCAAGAAGAUUGAUACCUGUGGUGGGUUUAGGAUGCUACCAAAUCGAGAAUAUACUAGGAGUGCUAGAUGGAGAAAGCAGGCUCAAUUGACCAAACCCGGUUCCUCUGUUUGUCGCUGGUGUUUCCCUCAUUGUCUUGCUCCCCCUCCCCCUCCCCCCAUGAGCCAUAGAAAAGUGAAAAUGACUGAAUGUGAGGUAAUCAGAGUCAUCGGUUUCAACCCUGUGCUCUUUGCAUCACCCGAAAUAUCGACAAUGAGCAUGUUAUCAUUCAAUGGAAGUCCCUCUGACAAGUCCACAGAUGCUGCUGUUCCCAUGCAAGACGGCCUGAAUCAUCUUGUAUAUCAGGCUGCUGCAGACAAUCAUAUGACCUGA
Hibiscus syriacus is the source of this 738-nucleotide messenger RNA. RefSeq lists its product as uncharacterized. The record is from RefSeq and is a predicted model, not a curated record. The transcript is spliced from 5 exons. Bases 1 to 738 code for a protein of 245 amino acids. Lineage: Eukaryota; Viridiplantae; Streptophyta; Magnoliopsida; Malvales; Malvaceae.